AUGUCAAAUGCAUCAAGAAUCCCACGGACUGGAAUACGUACACAAACCAACCCCCAUGGACUUAGGCAGAUAGAGCUUGAUCAAAUCUGGGAUGAUCUCAAAGCAGGAGUCAAAAGUGUUUACAACCGACAAAGCAUGUCCAGACAGAGAUACAUGGAACUCUAUACCCAUGUUUACAACUACUGCACCAGUGUCCACAGUGCCGGAAAUCAGAAUCAGCAGGCCACAUCAUCGUCUGCUGCCUCCGGCAGUCGUAAUCCAGCUUCUCGCAAUAGGAACCGACCUCAAGGAGGUGGGGCCCAAUUUGUUGGUCAUGAACUGUACAAGAGAAUCAAAGAUUUGCUCAAACAACAUUUGGUUAACCUCUUGAAGGAUGGUCAGGAUUUACUGGAUGAGCAAGUGUUAACCUUUUACACCCAGAAGUGGGAAGACUAUCAGUUUUCCAGUAAAGUAUUAGACGGUAUCUGCGCCUACUUGAACCGGCAUUGGGUCCGCAGGGAGUGUGAUGAAGGCACUCGGGGGAUCUACUUUAUAUAUUCUCUGGCUUUGAUAACCUGGAGAGACAACCUUUUUCGGCCCUUAAACAAGCAGGUUACCAAUGCUGUUCUCAAGUUGAUAGAAAAGGAGAGAAAUGGGGAAACUAUCAACACCAGACUUGUCAGUGGAGUGAUCAGUUGUUAUGUUGAGCUUGGUUUGAACGAAGAUGACCCAAGUGCCAAAGGUCCCACCUUGUCAGUGUACAAAGAACACUUUGAGAACCUGUUCUUGGACGACACAGAGAGGUUCUACACCACAGAGAGCAACGAGUUCCUGCGACACAAUCCGGUGACAGAAUACAUGAAGAAGGCUGAACAGCGUCUCAUAGAGGAGCAGAAGCGGGUGCAGACAUACCUGCAUGAAAGCACAUUUGAUGUGUUGGCACGAGUUUGUGAGAAAGUGCUGAUUCAAAAACACCUGGAGAACUUUCACUGUGAAUUCCAGAAUCUUCUAAACACUGACAAGGAUGAAGAUCUGGGACGUAUGUAUCAGUUGGUAUCUCGUAUACAAGAUGGUCUACAUGAAUUGAGGUCCCUGUUAGAGAAACAUAUUCUGAACCAAGGUCUUUCUGCGCUGGAGAAAUGCGGGGAGGCUGCACUUAAUGAUCCAAAAGUAUAUGUACAGACUACGUUGAGUGUCCAUAAAAAAUACCAUGCCCUUGUGAUGACAGCAUUUGCCAACGAUGCAGGUUUUGUGGCGGCACUGGACAAGGCAUGCGGGCAGUUCAUCAACUCCAAUGCUGUGACAAGGCAGGCCAACUCCUCUAGCAAAUCUCCAGAACUUUUGGCACGAUACUGUGACCUGCUUCUGAAAAAAAGUUCGAAAAAUCCAGAGGAAGCAGAGCUUGAGGAUACUUUAAACCAAGUGAUGGUAGUAUUCAAGUACAUUGAGGAUAAGGAUGUGUUCCAGAAGUUUUACAGUAAAAUGUUGGCCAAGCGCCUGGUGGGUCACAUGUCAGCCUCGGAUGAUGCAGAAGCCAGCAUGAUCUCCAAAUUAAAGCAAGCCUGUGGUUUUGAAUAUACAUCUAAACUUCAGAGAAUGUUCCAGGACAUUGGUGUUAGCAAAGAUCUCAAUGAAAAUUUCCGCAAACACCUGGAAACUUCCAAAGAUCCCCUAGACAUUGAUUUCAGCAUUCAGGUUCUCAGCUCAGGGUCAUGGCCUUUCCAGCAGUCGUGUACAUUUACAUUACCAGUUGAGUUGGAAAGGAGCUACCAGAGGUUCACAUCUUUCUAUGGCAGUCGUCACAGCGGUCGCAAGUUGAACUGGCUGUAUCAGAUGUCUAAAGGAGAGGUUGUCACCAACUGCUUUAAGAACAGAUACACACUUCAGGCAUCCACGUUUCAGAUGGCUGUACUUCUUCAGUACAACUCGGCAGAAACAUACACAGUACAACAGCUCCAGGAGAGCACCCUCAUCAAAAUG
Molecule: messenger RNA, 1959 nt
Organism: Candidula unifasciata
Lineage: Eukaryota; Metazoa; Mollusca; Gastropoda; Stylommatophora; Geomitridae
Source: the annotation of a GenBank genome assembly